AUGUGCUCCAGACAGUCCUCCCAGUCCAGUGGAUGCCACAGCGGGGGCUGCUGCUGCUGUCACGGGGGCAGCUCCUCCAGCCACCAGUCUCAGGGCUCCUCCUGCUGUGGGGGCUCCUCAGGCUACAGCAUGGGAGGAGGCUACAGCGGUGGCAGUGGGGGAUCUGGCCAGAAGAUCAUUAUUAGCUCUGGUGGUGGAGGAGGUGGCUCAUCUGGAUGCUGUGGUGGGGGAUCCAGUGGUGGGUCUUCAGGAGGGAAGAUCAUAAUUGGAGGUGGAAGCAGUGGAGGAUCAUCUGGAUGCUGUGGUGGAGGAUCCAGCUAUGGCAUGGGAGGAGGAUCCAGUGGUGGGUCAAAGAGCAUGAUGGGGGGUGGAGGUAGUGGAGGAUCAUCUGGAUGCUGCGGCUCAGGCAGCUAUGGUGGGGGCAGCGGGGGCAGCUCUGGCAAGAUCAUCAUCAGCUCUGGUGGUGGAGGAGGUGGAUCCUGCUGCGGUGGGGGCUCCUCAGGCUACAGCAUGGGAGGAGGCUACAGCGGUGGCAGUGGGGGAUCUGGCCAGAAGAUCAUUAUUAGCUCUGGUGGUGGAGGAGGUGGCUCAUCUGGAUGCUGUGGUGGGGGAUCCAGUGGUGGGUCUUCAGGAGGGAAGAUCAUAAUUGGAGGUGGAAGCAGUGGAGGAUCAUCUGGAUGCUGUGGUGGAGGAUCCAGCUAUGGCAUGGGAGGAGGAUCCAGUGGAGGAUCCAGUGGUGGGUCAAAGAGCAUGAUGGGGGGUGGAGGUAGUGGAGGAUCAUCUGGAUGCUGCGGUGGAGGGUCCAGUGGUGGGUCUUCAGGAACAAAGAUCAUCAUUGGAGGUGGAGGUAGUGGGGGUUCCUCUGGAUGCUGUGGUGGAGGAUCCAGUGGCGGAGGUAGUGGGGGUGCCUCUGGAUGCUGUGGUGGAGGAUCCAGCGGUGGGUCUUCAGGAUCAAAGAGCAUGAUGGGGGGUGGAGGUAGUAGUGGGGGUUCCUCUGGAUGCUGCGGUGGAGGAUCCGGCUAUGGUAUGGGAGGAGGAUCCAGUGGUGGAUCAAAGAGCAUGAUGGGAGGUGGAGGUAGUGGAGGAUCAUCUGGAUGCUGCGGUGGGGGGUCCAGUGGUGGAUCUUCAGGAACAAAGAUCAUCAUUGGAGGUGGAAGCAGUGGAGGAUCAUCUGGAUGCUGCGGUGGAGGAUCCAGCUAUGGCAUGGGAGGAGGCUAUGGUGGUGGGUCUUCAGGAUCAAAGAGCAUGAUGGGGGGUGGAAGCAGUGGAGGAUCAUCUGGAUGCUGCGGUGGAGGAUCCUCUGGCUAUGGCAUGGGAGGAGGAUACGGCGGUGGCAGUGGGGGAUCUGGCCAGAAGAUCAUUGUGAGCUCAGGUGGUGGAGGAGGUGGCUCAUCUGGAUGCUGUGGCGGGGGAUCCAGCGGUGGGUCUUCAGGAGGGAAGAUCAUCAUUGGAGGUGGAAGUGGCGGGGGAUCUUCUGGAUGCUGCAGUGGAGGAUCCAGUGGUGGUGGUUCCUCAGGCCACGCAAUCAUCAUCAGCUCUGGAGGGGGCAGUGGAGGCCAGUCCAUGCAGCAGAAAUGCCCCAUUGUCAUUCCCAGCAUCGAGUCCCAUCAGACCAAGCAGGCCUGUUACUGGCCCUCCAGCCAGCAGAAGUAA
Molecule: messenger RNA, 1653 nt
Organism: Calidris pugnax (ruff)
Lineage: Eukaryota; Metazoa; Chordata; Aves; Charadriiformes; Scolopacidae
Product: loricrin-like
Exons: 7
Coding region: 1-1653 (550 amino acids)
Source: RefSeq, a predicted model, not a curated record